Molecule: messenger RNA, 911 nt
Organism: Mucor mucedo
Lineage: Eukaryota; Fungi; Mucoromycota; Mucoromycetes; Mucorales; Mucoraceae
Product: RlpA-like double-psi beta-barrel-protein domain-containing protein-containing protein
Exons: 3
Coding region: 112-615 (167 amino acids)
Source: RefSeq, a predicted model, not a curated record
GGUUUUAAGCGCUCUUUUUUUUUUUUUGAGUUUUUUCUUCUUUUUUCUUGUUCGUCAUAUUUUUUAUAUAUCCUCCACCCACACAACCUUCCUUUUUAUAAAAUACAAACUAUGAAGCUUCUUGCCUGUAUUUCCCUUUGUGCACUUGUCAUUGCAUCCCUUAUCAACGUCGCCAAGGCCUUUGAAAUUCAAGGUCGUGGUAUGGCCACCCUCAUGAACUUUGAUAACUCCACCAUCAGCGAAGAUUCUUUAGAAAAGCGUAAACAACGUGGUACUUGGUACUCCGGUAACGACUUGAAGAACGCUGCCUGUUACGAUCGUAACGGUCUCCCUGCCUACUCUGCCUCUAUCAACAGUAUGAUUGGUGCUAUGGCCAUGAAGAAGUUCGAAAACUGUUAUAAAUGCAUGAAGAUCACCAACAAAAAGAACAAGAAGACAGUUACUGUCAAGAUUGUUGAUAAGUGUGCUGGUUGUAUCGUGAACAAGGCUAUUGAUUUAACUCCUGCUGCCUUCAAGAAGCUUGCUAACCUUAACGAUGGUGUCAUUGACAUCACCUGGAAGGCUGUUACUUGUCCCAAGUCUCAAAAGCCCUCUUACGGUCCCAAGAAGAAGUAAAUCAUUCCCACCGCCUCCCUCUCCUUCUCACUCUUCCCUCUAAAUACAUUUUUUUUUUUUAAUCUUUACUCACUUUGUAUUAAAACAAGACACAAAAGAAAAACUCUCUCUCUCUCUCUCUCUUAUCCUAAUUGUACUUUUUAAAUCAUAGACGAAAAAAAAAACAAAAAGAAUUCCCCUACCCUCGUCUAUAUUUUUUUUUUUUUACUUUUUUUCAAUAUACAUACACUUUUUUUAAAAAAAAUUAACGCAAUACAAAAAAUUAACUUCGUUACAUGUAUAAACAAAAGAGUGUU